CGGCGCUCCACUCCCGGACGGACGACUAGAAAAAAAAUAAUUAUUUUUUUCGUUAAAAAAAUGAUUUAAUUCGCGUGUGUCUGUGUGUGUUUGCGAAAAUCCAGCGACUGUUUUUCAGUUUUUGAAUUUUUUGGGGGGGUGGAGCUGAGGGUGUGACGAUGUGAUGUGUUCGAUGCAACCGUAAGACAGUGUUUGGAGAAGAGGAUAAAUAUUUGUAGUGUUAGCUUGAAACUGUUUUAAUAGGUGAUAAGUGUUACGUGUAUGAAGAACUCUAUGUAUGCAACUUCAAAACAGACCAGGAGCCUGAACUAUGUGCAAAAUUAUUCAAGAUUUUUCUGAAUGUGAAGAAGAAGAAUCAGAAGACUUGUAUGACAAGAUUUGUGUAGAUUCGCGCUGUGUAAAUACUGCAAGUGUGUGUUCGUUUAGGACAAGUAGAUGAACAUUCGAAAUUUGCCUAAUUCUUGUAAUACGUACGUGGAGACGCCUGGUAAUCACGUUAUAUGUUUUUCUGAUGUUUUAUACUUUCUUAAAACAUCUUUGUAUCGUAACCUGAAGAAGAGCUCAACUGUACAGAAGUGAAUGUGUGUGAAUUUAGAUACUCCAAUUUCUCGUAUGACUUCUUCGUCUGUUAAAUUUGUAAAAUAAACAACACAUUGGCCUGAAAAUUAGCUCAAGUGUGAGAGAGAAGCUAUACUAGUUAAGUAUCAGCAUCGAGAGAGCGAGUGUGUUUCCGUAGACUUAUUCUGCAUGCUACUGUACUUCCAAGCAAUGUGAUACUGUUGAAGUUCGUUGUUAUCUACAGUUACCCAUGCUUUCAUACUGACUUUUUAUACACGAAGAUUGUCCUCUUUGUCUCAAAAGCGAUGGUAUUUUCGAAAACUAAACUUUAAUUAAAUUUGUAUCUCCCCGAGGCCAGAGAACUUGCUUUUGAAAGUUUCAGCUCUGAAACAAGACUCCCUUUUGUAUCUCGACGCUAUUUCUAUCGCGGUUUCACAUCGUCAGAAAAGUGCCGGAAAGUUCUUUUCAGUUUCUACUGGCGAAGAGAGUAAGAAGCAAAAUUGGAAAGCGAACAAGAGACGUGAAGUCUGCCGUAGUAGACAGUUGAGCAAAGUGUCUGCCGAGUGUGCCCCGGCGUCUCAACCGAGGAGGACACGUGUUCGAGGUGGGUGUCAAGUGCAUCACGUUUCGAGGGACUGAACGCAAGAGGACGAUGACGACGGCGACGGCAAUGAAGACGACGGCGGCGUCAUCUCUAGGUCUCCUCUGCAUGCUGACACUGCUGUCCGUGCCGGCGGUUGACUGUGCCCAUCAGCAUAAAGUCAUUGAUGUCGAAUUUAGAGUUGGAGAAGGCUCCACUCGUUUUUCAUUAGAUUGUUUUGUGAAAUUCUCUGAAAUAAAAAUUGUAUUCUCUGAACUUCUUCAGUGUUUUUCUUUUGUGACUUUUUAG
Messenger RNA from Gryllus bimaculatus (two-spotted cricket), 1447 nucleotides. NCBI's taxonomy places the organism in Eukaryota, Metazoa, Arthropoda, Insecta, Orthoptera, Gryllidae. The record is from the annotation of a GenBank genome assembly.